This is a messenger RNA of Elaeis guineensis (African oil palm), 2558 nucleotides long. Its product is annotated as protein transport protein sft2. The record is from RefSeq and is a predicted model, not a curated record. Gene Ontology annotation, biological process: vesicle-mediated transport. Gene Ontology annotation, cellular component: membrane. NCBI's taxonomy places the organism in Eukaryota, Viridiplantae, Streptophyta, Magnoliopsida, Arecales, Arecaceae.
CUUCACGAACGAGGCGUUACCCGAGCGUGCGGAGAUUGCUUGCUCCUCCUCCUUGAAUUGUCGCUCCUGCGAUAAAGAAAUCGACCGAGGGGUCUCGCUUUGGGGUUCCCCGUCUCCGGAUUCGAUCCGGGUCGCGCGAUGCAGAAGACCGCGCAGGCCUGGUUCUCUGGGGGGCCGAGCGAUCGCGACCAGCAGAGCUCCUCCUCCCUCCUCGCCGACUGGAACUCCUACGCCGCCUCCAGAUCCUCCGAGGAGGCCGCCUCCUCCGCCCUGGGCUUCGAUCUCGAGGCCGCCGUCAGAACCGCCAACGAUAAGGUCACUGGAACCUUCAACGUGUUUUCCAAAGGUGUUAGAGAAUUACCUGGAAGUUUUCAGUCAGCCACUAGCAAUGUACCAUCUGGAAAGUCUCUUUUAUACUUUGGACUGCUCCUUGCUAGUGGCAUUUUUCUCAUUUUUAUUGCAUUCACCAUGUUCCUUCCAGUCAUGGUGUUGAUGCCUCAGAAAUUUGCUAUCUGUUUCACACUUGGGUGUGCCUUUAUUAUUGGAUCAUUCUUUGCUCUUAAAGGUCCUAAGAAUCAGCUUGCUCACAUGGCUUCAAAAGAGAGACUACCUUUCACACUGGGAUUUGUCGGAAGCAUGGUGGGUACCAUUUAUGUGUCCAUGGUGCUUCAUAGCUACAUCCUUUCUGUUCUCUUCUCUGUGCUUCAGGUCCUUGCGCUUGGAUAUUAUGCUAUUUCAUAUUUUCCUGGAGGAUCUGCUGGAAUGAAGUUUCUUUCGUCAGCUCUUACAUCAUCAGUACUAAAGUGCUUUGGCAGGUGAUGUGGUGAGGUGUAAGUCUCAUUUUCCCAUAUGAGGGUGAGCUAAUAUCCUAGGUUUCCUUUGUUUCAAGGGACUUCCUGUAACAGCAUCCACACUAACGUUCUAUCUUUUUGGUUCUUGAAUAUUAUUAGCAGUAUUGAGCUUGCAGUGUAUGAUGGGACUUCCAAAAAUAAGCUAAAUGGAUUCAAGCGACACAAAUCUUAGCUCAAUAGAGAGAGAGAGAGAGAGAGAGAGAGAGAGACAUCUGUUGGAUAUAAAGGAUUUUAAGAGAUGAGUUCUCAUAACAAUUUUAACUCAUUACUCCUGUCCUGCGCAUUUUUAAGCAGACACGCCUUAAGGUACGAGCCAGAUUGGUCCUUUGUGAAACUGCUGCACAAAUUUCUUUCCAAAAGAAGAAAGAAAAAAAAAGGACCUAUGUUGUGGUUUGCUGAAUUGGUUUUCUUGCAUGGUUUCAUAUCAUCCAACGAUUGGUGGCUUCCAUACUGAAAUUGGUUGUCACAAUUGCUCAUUCUUCGUUGUUGAGAUUCGGACAUAUAUCUUUCCGUGAUUCUGCACUGGAGUUUCUUUUCAUGCUGUGUUAGACAACUUGAUUGUAUUGUGGAUAUUUGUGGGAGGCUGUUUUCUUGUGCCGAAACGGUGCACGCAAAAGUCCAAGAGAGUUGGAAGGUUCAAAAAAUUAUUUAAUUCUGUGCGAGCCUAGGUGGCAGUCGAGCCUAGGUGGCAGAAGCCAAGGCAAAAAAAUGAGAUUUUUUUGGACAUACUCCACAUGAGGCCCUGGAACCGAUUCUGUGCAGCCUUUGGUUUCUGUAGAGGAUGUAUCAGUAGUGUCUCCUUGUAUUCUUUUGGAGAAACCAAAUUGCACGAUCUUGACAGGCGUCACCCGAAACAACAUGGGAGCACUGGCAACCCAUUUGUGUUUAUUUAGCAGUGCUCCCCAUUUGUGUUUAUUUACUCUUUUGCAAAAUUAUGCAUACAGGGAGAAUGGUGCAUACGCCUGGAGACUCUCAGCAGGCCGCGAGAAUCACACUUGCGUUUCUCAACAUUGUCAAAUCACCUUGCUCAUGAAAACCCCAAGAAAGUUGUUGCUCACAGACGGUCUCAUCGGUGGACGUUUUCGUUACGCAUCUAUUGCGUUUCCAUUUUUCACUUCCUUUUUGCCAUCUAGGACUCAAGACGGAUGAGAUCGUUCAUUUAUCUGAUUUUUACAAAGUGCUCGUACCAGCUCGAUGAAGUGUGAUGAUGUAAAUUUGUAGUAGUGCCGCCUGCAUGUAAAUGCUAUGCAAGUCUAACAAAUUACCUUUGAUAAAGCUAAGAAAUGCAGUAGAUGAAACCCGUCCGACAAGAACGAGCUCUCUAUUGGGUGAAACACGGCUUCGGGCAAAACGAUACAGCGGGUCAUAACUGAUUCAUGUCAAACGCGACCUAGACUGCCUUUUGGUCUGAAAAGUAGAACGGUAUACAGAAUUUUACUCGGGGUCGUUUGGAUGCCUCUCACCGGACAACGUACGAUCCUUGGUUGUGACCAUCAGAAAAGAACGUCUCAAACUGAAAGCCUAUUGCCGGACUGGUGGAGGUUUGCCAAGCGUGGCUUUCGAACCCAAAAAAAAAAAAAAAAACAGGGCUUUCAAGAGGGAUGGGUUGUAUAUUUUGCAUAAAAAAGGGAUUCAUCUUUCUUUGCAACAAUCCACAAUUAGAUUGCACGAUGGUUGCUUCAAGAUCUAUGCGAGCAGAUGAAUGAA